CAAUCUUCCCACUCUUUGGCUCACAACUUAGAGGACCGUCGAAGAAGAAGAAGGAGUAUGCUGGACUGUUCUGCCUUCAAACAGAUGUUGUCUCCUUGGUGGCUGUGGCCAUAGGAACACAGUUGUUUCGGGAGCCCCAGGUGUCUUCGCUUUCGAUCAGGAGUGAUCGGAGGGCAUCAGCACUUUUCUUCAACAAUCGUUCUACAGCUUCCCACUCAUAUUAUAUAUAUGUUCCCCAACACAAUUAGACUAUCCAUUGAUCCCUUACUCCUUCCAUAACAUUGUUGUCCAGCAAAUCAAAAAACAAUCUAUAGAAAAGAAACAAAUCCAAAUAAUCUCACACAAUGGCCCCUUCUCGCGCCGUGAUCAACGCAACACUUCCAGCAAGAAGACGUCCCAGACGGUGCAAUUGGAAACGCCAGUCUUCUCCUGCUGUAGCCAACUCUCAACAGGAAGCCUCUGAAAGCAGCAACCCCGCCAUCAAUGGAGUUUUGAUCCAAGACGCCCGACCCCAUCUGUGGCUCACAGAAAGCAAUCUGGAACUCCGGUUUGGCGAGUUACUCGAGACGGUUCGCGGUCAACGCGAUCUUCAAGAAAUCUCCAUUUACAACAUCCUGUCGAGAUUCUCCAGUGAGGAAAUGAGCUGUCUCUAUGAUGCCAUUGCACAAUUCCCUCUGCUGCAGAGCUUUACGGUGUGGUCGUCACAGUGCUUGACAGUGCCUGUGUUGACUAGUGUUCUCAACAAAGCCCAACGACUGCAGGCAUUGACCCUUAGCAAUCUGCAAAUCAAUAGCCACAAAGAAGUGCUUCAAUUGGCCCAAGCCAUUCUCCAGCAUUCAUCCCUCACAAAACUCGCCCUGGACAAUCUUCAAAUAACUAUGUCAUCAUCAUCAUUGGAUUCCGCCUUUAUUACGCUGGAUCCACUGCUCCAUGCCAUUGCGCAAAACCCACGCAUCGAGUCACUCCGCAUCUCCGCUUCCAACGACUCCAACAUCAACACUACUACUGUAGUGGCCAAGCCCGAUUCCUUGGCGGCGUUGUGCCGGCAUUCUCAAUUGAAGGAACUCAGUUUGUGGAACGUGGAACUGACCGAUGAAGCACUCCAGGGCAUGGCCCGAGUUCUUUCUUCCAACCAAAGUUCCAGUUGCCUCGAGAGUUUGACCUUGCGCAAUUGUGGCACCAAACUGACGCAUCAGGGAUAUGCGUCGUUGGUCACAAUGCUACAACAUAACCUCCGGUUGCAAAAGGUUCUUUUGGACACGACCAACAAGAGUCUUCAAUGGCAGAUUGAGUUCUUGUGCUAUCUGAACAAAUGUGGUACCCGGCGAGCUCUAUUGGACAGCCCUGCCAAUGCGUCUGUCUGGCUCAACGCAUUGGCAUGCCACAGCCAUGACUUGGACAGUCUGUUCUACUUGCUGGGGGAAGGUGGAGGUUCCAACGUUGUACUCUAAACUUGCGGGGGAGCAUGUCGAAGCCUCAUCUGCAGAAGUAGUGAGACGCCAAAUCAAGAGUGUAAUUAAUACUUAGCAGGAAUGAUUUACUAAAUCG
This is a messenger RNA of Seminavis robusta, 1548 nucleotides long. The record is from the annotation of a GenBank genome assembly. NCBI's taxonomy places the organism in Eukaryota, Bacillariophyta, Bacillariophyceae, Naviculales, Naviculaceae.